CACCGCCCGCCCCGCCGGGGCGGCCCCCGCCGCUAAAACUCACCGGUCGCACCCGGGACGGGACCGGAGCCGCCGCCGCUCGCACCGGACCGGAGCCCGCCGCCAUGGCUGAGGAGCUCAGUGACCUGCUGCGGGAGUUCGAUGAGGUGAUGGAGGACUUCGACAGAGGCCCCGCGUCUCAAUACGAGCAGCACCUGGAGGAGCUGAAGAGGAAAGCGGGACACAGCGUGUACGACAGCGGCAUCGAUGAGCUGGAGAGUACCAGCACAUCCCCAGGAAGCAGCCUCAACUCCAGCGAGGAGGACCUCAACACCCCUGCUGAUGGCUACCCCUCCAAAGCUAAGCUGGGAGACAUGCAGGAGCUGGAGGAGUUCAUUGCGGAUCUGGAUAAAGCAUUGGAGGGCUUGAUGUUCCUCAAUGAAGUUGCUCCCACCUGGAGGGGUUUCCUCAGCUUCUGUGGGGGGAAAAAGAAUCACGAGCUGCCCUCCUACGGUCCCACCAGCAGCAACAUUGGGCAGCCCCUGACCGAUUUCCAUCCCAGCCAAACCCCUUUGGGUGACAUUGCCGAGCUGGAGGGAGAGCAGAGGGACACGGCUGACCCGGGCCGGGGCUCCCUGCUGGCUUAG
This is a messenger RNA of Calidris pugnax (ruff), 626 nucleotides long. RefSeq names its product regulator of cell cycle RGCC-like. NCBI's taxonomy places the organism in Eukaryota, Metazoa, Chordata, Aves, Charadriiformes, Scolopacidae. Gene Ontology annotation, molecular function: protein kinase activator activity; protein kinase binding. The record is from RefSeq and is a predicted model, not a curated record. The transcript is spliced from 6 exons. The coding region runs from base 105 to 626 and encodes 173 amino acids. Gene Ontology annotation, cellular component: cytoplasm. Gene Ontology annotation, biological process: regulation of cell cycle.